Messenger RNA from Glycine soja, 1157 nucleotides. RefSeq names its product strigolactone esterase D14-like. Bases 52 to 879 code for a protein of 275 amino acids. The record is from RefSeq and is a predicted model, not a curated record. The transcript is spliced from 2 exons. Lineage: Eukaryota; Viridiplantae; Streptophyta; Magnoliopsida; Fabales; Fabaceae.
AUUUCUUUUUUUUCUUCUUCAACAACUGUUACAUUACUUAAACAAACAAACAUGGGAACAGCAUGUGGUUAUGGAGGAGGCAUAGUUGAUGCCCUGAAUGCUAAUUUCUAUGGAAAUGGUACUCAAACUUUGGUUCUAGCUCACGGAUAUGGCACUGACCAAACGGUGUGGCGUUAUCUUAUUCCCUUCCUUGCAUGCUACUUCAAGGUGCUGGUUUUCGAUUUGCCUUUCGCCCCAAAUGUAAGGCCUUCUUCUCUUUAUGAUCCAAAGAAGUAUUCAACCUUUAAUGGAUAUGCUCAGGACUUGGUGUGCCUUCUUGAUGAGCUCAAUUUGAGCAAAACUAUUUACGUGGGUCAUUCCAUGUCCGCCAUGAUUGGAUGCUUAGCUGCAACAAAGAAACCUCAACUCUUUGAACAUCUAGUCCUACUGGCUGGUUCUCCAAUGUACUUGAAUAAAGAAGGGUACGAAGGAGGGUUCACUAGAUCAGAACUGGACAAAAUCUUUGAAUCAAUAAAGCAAAACUUUUCAGGGUGGGCACACAGCUUUGCUCCAUACGCUAUUAGCGCAAACGAUCCUGCUGCAGUUGCAGAAUUUGAAUGCAGUCUGCUAAGAAUGAAACCAGAAGUUGCACUAAGUGUUGCUAAAACAGUGUUUCUAAGUGACCUCAGAUGUGUUCUGCCACGAGUUCGUGUGCCAGCUUCCACCAUAAUUCAGACCAGAAAAGACCCUAUUGUUCCUGUAAACGUUUCUUUUUACAUGCAGAAAGAAUUGGGUUCUCUUUCCAAAGUCAUAAUUCUAGAAACAGAAGGUCAUUUUCCUCAGCUGACAGCUUAUCGUUCGUUGUUGCAAGCUCUUAAGGAUUCAUUGUCUCUGAAUUGAAGUCACAUUAUUAACAAGUCUGAGAUGGUAUAAAAUUAAUUAAUGUUCAAGUUAAAACAUAUGAUUACAGAACAAGGGGAAAACAAGGUGAUAAUUAAUUAAGUGUACGUGUGUGAAACUUUGGAUUAAUUGUAAUGUAACCUCGAUAUAUUAAAAUAAAUGAUGUUGUGAAAAAGAAAAAUCUUGGGGAUAGGAGUCUCUAGUUAGCAGUAGCUAUUAUAUUACUCCAAUUUAUUGUCAUUUCUAAUUGUAAUUUAAUUAUUCUUAUUUUAAGUUUU